AUGCCCCAGAGUCCUGUGUCAAGCGAGGAGGAGAGGAGGAGUAUCUCCGAAUACCCUGGGGAAGAGUCGGACUCAGACAGCUCCAGAGAGGACACUGGAGGGAAAAACAAUCCCACUUCUGUGACCAACAAUAUUGGUCCUAACCCUCUUUCAUCAUCCUCAGUAGCAGCACGAAGAAUAAAGGAGAGGUCCAUGUCAGUUCCUGACGACUCCAAUUUUAGCAUGAUGGUCUUCCGUAUCGGGAUUCCUGACCUGCAUCAAACAAAAUGCCUCCGAUUCAAUCCAGAUGCCACUAUCUGGGUAGCAAAACAACAAAUACUGUGCACCCUGAAUGAGAGCCUGAAAGACGUCCUUAACUAUGGCCUCUUUCAACCAGCAACCAAUGGAAGAGAUGCCAAGUUUCUGGAUGAGGAACGCCUCCUUCGGGAAUAUCCACAGUCCUUCGAAAAAGGAGUUCCAUAUCUGGAGUUUCGCUACAAGACAAGAGUUUACAAACAGACAAACCUUGAUGAGAAGCAGCUGGCCAAGCUUCACACCAAGGCUGGCCUCAAGAAAUUUAUAGAAUACAUACAACAUGGCUCUGCAGAGAAAAUUGCUAGGUUGCUGGAUAAAGGCUUGGACCCCAACUAUCAUGAUUCAGAAACUGGAGAGACACCUCUAACCCUGGCUGCACAGCUUGAGGGAACUGUAGAUGUCCUUAGAAUGCUUUGCUUGGGAGGUGCCCACAUUGACUUCAGGGCACGAGAUGGUAUGACAGCUCUACACAAAGCUGUGUGCUCAAGAAACUACAGCGCCUUGAUGACACUUUUGGAUUUGGGGGGUUCUCCAAAUUAUAAGGACCGUAGAGGACUGACUCCACUCUAUCACACAGCUAUAGUGGGUGGAGACCCCCGAUGUUGUGAAUUGCUGCUUUAUAACCGUGCUAUCAUUGGAACAGUGGAUGAAAAUGGCUGGCAAGAGAUCCACCAGGCAUGUCAGCACGGGCACUCACAACAUCUGGAGCAUCUUCUUUUCUAUGGUGCUGAUCCUGCUACCCAGAAUGCUUCAGGGAACACAGCUCUGCACAUCAGUGCCCUGUACAAUAAGGAAAGCAGCGCACGGAUUCUCCUCUACCGUGGAGCAAGGAAAGACAUAAAGAACCAUGGUGGACAGACCCCCUUUCAGGUAGCAGUUAUUUCGGGAAACUUUGAAUUGGGAGAAUUAAUAAAAAGCCACAGAGAUAGUGAUGUUGUGCCCUUUCAAGAAUCUCCUUCGUAUGCUGUCCAUCGUAGGGAGGGAGGAAAAGCUCUCUCUGUACCCCAUGUUCUUCUUCGUGCCAACAGUGAUAACAGCCUCUCACUGCCUGAUUGGAUGGCAUUUUCUGCCUCUACAGCCAACACUGUCACACUGCAGGGACAAAAGGCCUCGGGGGGAACUCUACGCAGCUCUAGCAGUCCACGUGGAGCUCGAAGUCGGUCACCUUCUAGAGGUCGCCACACAGAGGAAUCUAAGAAACAGCCCCGUGGUCGGCCAAGUUCUAGUGGGUCCACUAAAGAAUCAUCUACCAGCGGUACUGUGAAUCACCGGAGCAAGCGCAAGCUUUAUUCUGCAGUGCCAGGACGUACAUUUGUGGCCAUAAAACCCUACCAGUCCCAAGGAGAAGGAGAGAUAUCACUCAGCAAAGGAGAAAAGGUCAAAGUUAUAAGUGUGGGUGAAGGAGGAUUCUGGGAAGGAAAUGCUAAGGGACGCACUGGCUGGUUCCCUUCAGACUGUGUUGAAGAAAUAGCCACAAAACCCCAGGAAGGAAAACAAGAGAGCCGGAGCGAUAAAGCCAAGCGUUUGUUUAGACAUUACACAGUUGGAUCGUACGACAGCUUUGAUGCCCCCAGCCUUGUUGAUGGCAUUGAUAAAGGAAGUGACUACAUUAUUAAAGAAAAGACUGUGCUGUUGCAGAAGAAGGACAGUGAAGGAUUCGGUUUUGUGUUGAGAGGAGCAAAGGCACAGACCCCAAUUGAAGAGUUCACUCCCACUCCCGCAUUCCCAGCACUACAGUACUUGGAGAGUGUGGAUGAAGGAGGCGUGGCUUGGAGAGCAGGGUUGAGGAUGGGAGACUUUUUAAUUGAGGUUAAUGGACAAAAUGUUGUAAAAGUGGGACAUCGUCAAGUUGUUAAUAUGAUUCGGCAAGGAGGAAACAACCUGAUGGUUAAAGUUGUCAUGGUGACUAGGAAUCCGGAAAUGGAGGAUGCCAUGAGGAAAAAAGUGCCACAGCAGACAAAGCGUGUAACACCACCUGCCAUUUCACUUCGAUCAAAAUCCAUGACAUCAGAACUUGAAGAAAUGGAAUACGAACCUGUUCCGAACACAGAGAAGAAGAGAACUGUGUAUCAAAUGGCAUUAAAUAAGCUGGAUGAGAUUUUGGCAGCUGCCCAGCAAACUAUCAGUGUCAAUGAAAGCUCUAGUCCCAGUACUUUGACUUCAUUAGGAACACCUCGGACUGCUGGCAAAGGCUUUUUUUCUUCAGAGCCAAAUUUUGGGCAGCAUAGAGUCCCCAGUGCACAAUCCGGUUAUGAGAGGCCUUCUUACUUAUCAUCUACACCGUCCCAGGCUAUGAUGAUGCGACAGAAGUCCAUUGCUCUACAGGAGGGAACUGCAGAACCUCUUGAAUGUGGGACUGAUCAUGCUGUCGCUCACCUUUCAGCUCGAGUUAGUCCUGUUAUGAGAUCUAAUUUAAAUCAAAGUGGAGAGUGUGAAGUUGUACUCCUUCCUACUCUACGACAGGAAACUGGUCACUUUGACCAGCAAGUAAUGGAAACACCCCAGAGAGACGAGGAAAAAAUGCAAAUUUACCAUCAAGACUCUGAGCAAGGAACAGAUGAGCAGAUUCGCAUAGGUAUGUCUCCACAGGCUAACAUGAGAAGCUGGAGGUCACAGGCACAAGAGAUUCGCUACUUUAAUCUACCCACCAGAGCAGCAAGUACUGCAAUGUAUGUUCCAGCAAAAGCAGUUCGCAGAAAAGGACAACUUGUAAAACAGGUUAAGAUAGAAAAUGAGCAACUAGAACAGCAGCAACAUCAGCAACAGAUGCAACAGCAGCAAUAUCAGUCUCACUACCAGCAACAACAGUCUAUGAAGUCCCAUGAAAAAAGCUCUAUCCCCAUUCCUACAAUAAUUAUCAAAGCCCCAUCAACAAGUAGCAGUGGAAGGAGCAGUCAAGGUAGUAGUAUGGAAGCUGAAAACCAACCCGAUCCAAUUCCUUCUCUUCAACUGAGGGACAAUAUUGAUUUCACAAGUCAGUUUGGUGCAGCCAUUGUUGGUGCUGCACGUCGGGACCGUGAGUUUAAUGAAGCCCGCCGAAAAUGCCUCUUCUUAUCUACAGAGGAAGAUACUGAGCCAACACCUGCUCCUCGACUAAAACUCAAAUCUAUUGAUGAAGGUAUGUUUGCUAGUGAACCAUACAUGCACCUCAAUUUACAGUCCUGCUCCACUCCAGUAACAAUGUCCAGUGUUAGCUCAGUUGGCGGAGUAGCCACCCCACUAAUACAUCCAUUAACUGGAAAAAUCCUUGACCCAAAUUCUCCUCUAGGUCUAGCUUUGGCAGCAAGAGAGAGAGCUCUAAAAGAGUCACAGCAGCAUAGUCGAAAUGAGAUGGAAGAAAGUAAAACUUAUCGUCCAUCGUCUCCACGAUUUGCGGAGCAACCAAAAAUCUCCAUUAGAAUCACCAGAGGUUCUCACCAUCGGCUUUGGAUUCAGGUCCAACUAAAAAAAAAAGAAAUGGAUUACAAGUCUUGUGUUGAACAAGGUAAAGCCUGGGAAAAAAGAGCAGAAGGCCAGGAAAAGAUAGAAUUGCAUGUGCGCUUCAUGGAAAACUCCACCCACAAAGAGGAUGACGAUAAUAGCAAGUUCCCUAUUGUCAAAGAAACAAAGAAUGAAAGAUCAUCACCAAACAAAUCAGUGAGCCAACCAUCAGUCACUAACAUAAAUUCAGAUCAAAAAAACCCAUGUUCCAAAGAGAAUGGACUCCCUCUAUUAGUCCUGCCUCCCCCAGCUCCAUCUAUUGAUGUUGAUGAUGAAUUUCUUUUUACUGAGCCCCUUCCUCCACCUUUAGAAUUUUCAAAUAGUUUUGAUAAGCCUGACUCCCCUCCAAGUGCAACAGCUUCAGACCCUGUAGAGACUGUGACAGAUUCUGGAAUUGAAGAGAUUGAUAGUCGAAGUAGUAGUGAUCACCAUUUAGAGACAAUUAGCAGUGUGUCAACUUUGUCUAGUAUGUCAGGACUAUCAAAUGAAGGAACAGAGCUUUUGGACACUUAUAUAACCUACUUGGACGGACAAGCAUUUGGUGCUGAUAAGACUGCUCUCCAAAAUAAGACCCGAGACAGCCAAGGAUGCUCAGAGGAAAUCUCCCACUCUUUCCAUGGGAGGACUACCCAACAGGAAAAAACAUCACCUGUCUCCACGGUUAAGGCCAACAUGAUCACUGAGCUGAGCUCCAAACUCCAACAUAUGAGUGGUGUUUCAUGGUCUAGACCUCUAGAAUCAGCUGUGUCUUUUACCCCAGAGAGACCCACCUCUCUACAAAGACAUAGGAUAGUUGAUGAUUCUUCUGCUUCCUUGAUUUCUUCUAAACCAGUGAGCAGUUUGUUUCACAACUGGCCCAAGUCUCCGCAACCUGCUCCAAAGCAUCCUAAAAGUGUAGACUUUGACAUUCGUCCUGCCCUGAGACGAGCACCAAGUCCGUCAUCUUUAUCCUCGGAGCAUAAAAUAAGUCCAACACCUCGGCCUUCGUCACUUCCCAUAUUGCCUUCUGCCCCUGUUUACACAGGGGUCUUUGAUUUGAGGGGCUCUCCCACAGCUGGAGCUGACUCAUUUGCUAGCUUCCCAACGGGCAGUCGUUCCUUGUCCCCCACACAUUUUAUUCUACCACCAACAGAGAAGCCCUUUGCUUCUAAACCUCUUCACUUCUGGACAAAAUAUGAUGUGGCUGACUGGUUAGAAUAUUUAAACCUUGGAGAGCACCGAGAACAUUUCCUAGACAAUGAGAUUGAUGGUAGCCAUCUACCUUCUUUGACAAAGGAGGAUUACAUUGACCUGGGAGUGACAAGGGUUGGUCAUCGAAUGAACAUUGACCGUGCUCUCAAAUUCUUCUUGGAGAGGUGAUCUGAAAAAUCAUUGAAUUGUAGUUUUUACAUCUCAGCAACCAUCCAUUUCCAAAAGCCUAAAUAGUUUUUUUCUUUCAAGUUCCAAGGGAGGCAUAUGUGAAUGUACUCUGAGGCAAAACAACAAAACAUAUACAGAUUAUAUACAGCUAUCUAUCUCUCUAUAAAAAUAUACUUCAAUAACAGAAAAAAUGCACAGAAUUUUCAUGAAAUGAUUG
This is a messenger RNA of Bombina bombina (fire-bellied toad), 5350 nucleotides long. It is a transcript of the gene SHANK1, whose product is annotated as SH3 and multiple ankyrin repeat domains 1. NCBI's taxonomy places the organism in Eukaryota, Metazoa, Chordata, Amphibia, Anura, Bombinatoridae. Gene Ontology annotation, cellular component: postsynaptic membrane; postsynaptic density; dendritic spine. The record is from RefSeq and is a predicted model, not a curated record. Gene Ontology annotation, molecular function: synaptic receptor adaptor activity; ionotropic glutamate receptor binding.